Messenger RNA from Panicum hallii, 1811 nucleotides. RefSeq lists its product as uncharacterized. Lineage: Eukaryota; Viridiplantae; Streptophyta; Magnoliopsida; Poales; Poaceae. The coding region runs from base 805 to 1668 and encodes 287 amino acids. Gene Ontology annotation, biological process: negative regulation of DNA-templated transcription. The transcript has a single exon. The record is from RefSeq and is a predicted model, not a curated record.
CGCGGCGCCGCGGCUCCAAGUUUUGGGCUUGCACCGAAUGAGCGCGGCACGCACGGGCAAGGGUGCUGCCCCACCUCACCGCCGCGGGAAACCAGAGCUUCUGUGGGGCGCAUCAGCAGCUCGCGUACAACUCUGAUGCGAGCGUGCGUCAUGUGGCCGUAGCUUUUUGACCCUGGCGACCCUUGCUGUCUGCCGUGCGCAAACAUACAGACGCGGUGCGGCAGCGCUGUGCAUCUUGCACGAAUUUGCUGGCCGACGCGCUCCGCUGCUAGCAAAAUCUAAGGCCUCGUUUGUGUUGUUCCUGCGUCUCCAAGCAAGCAUCGAAACCCCCCUCCUCAUGGCACGUGAUUUGUGGGAGAUCAAUCCUUAGUAUUCCUCUCCCUCCAAUUCGAACCAAUUGCCCUGACCAAAAGCACCGUUAGCUCACACGGUCCAUGCAGGCCUACACUUGUAGCGCUGCCGAUCUGCAGCGGCCAUCAAUCUCCUUGGUUUGUUUUGUUCAUCCGCUUCAGUGCAGCAUUUCCUCCGGUUCCCAAUAUAACUCCUCUCUUCAUCAGUGCUCCUCCCAAAGCCUCAGCUACCAGCCGAGCCAGUGCACCAUCAUCCUCCCAGCCUCCCCCCAGUCCCGCCCGGGUCAAGGCGAUCGCCAGCAACAAAAAAACGGCUGCGCUGCAGUCCACAGGGCGCGCAGCCGGCCAGCCGCGCACGCGCACCAACUCCCCUGUCUCGGCGCGGCGGCAGCCUGCCCGCGCCAGACUCCGGUCUCUGUCCCUGUUCCCCUGCUCAGCUCCCGCCAGUGGCACCAUGCCGGCGCCCAAAUGGUUCCAGAAGCUCAGGAGGAGGAAGAAGGGCAAGCAGCAAGCCGCGGCAUGCAGAAGCCAAGCCGCCGACGCCGACGCGGCGGCGGCUGCGACCACAUCGGCGGCGCGCGCGGAAAGUCGUCCGAGCGGCGGCCAGCGCCCGUCGCCGCUGCCGGCGGCGUGCGCCGUGUCGCCGAACAGGGCGUCCUACUACUUCGCCAGCGCGGACCGCGCGCGCCAGGACAGGGAGCUGCCCUGCGCCGCCGACGUGGCGCUGGACGUCCGCGUCGACGUGGUGCACCGCCGCGCGGGGGACCGGCGGCUCGGCGGCCUCGACGCGCCGCCCGGGACGCCCGAGCUCAAGCUGCGGCGCAUCGUCACGAGGCACGCCGCCGCCGACGCGUGGGAGAGCGGCGGCGGCGGCGGCCUCAGCAGCGCCAGCGCGACGACGUCGGCCGCCACGACGCCGUCGACCAGGGCGCGCGGGUUCCACGUGAAGCCGGCCGGCGGCCGGAGGCGGCAUCAUCGGCGGCGGCGCGACCACGACGGAAGCGUGAACAAGAAGGGCAAGGCGCUGGCGUCGGACGUCGACGCGGAGGCGUCGCCGCUGCGGCGGCACGGGGACGCGAUGCGGCGGCGGUGGCUGUACGAGAGCCUGGUGGUGGUGAAGGCGUCGUCGGACCCGGAGCGGGAGAUGGCCGAGAGCAUGGCGGAGAUGGUGGUGGCCAACGGCAUCCGGUCGUCCGAGGACCUGGAGGAGCUCCUGGCGUGCUACCUCGCCCUCAACGCCGCCGAGCACCACCGCGCCGUCGUCGCCGCGUUCCGCCACGUGUGGUCCCUCCUCGCCAGGCACAGGCUGCUCGUCUAGCUCGCAGCCUGAGGCUCCUAACACUUUUCGAAUCCGCGUCGUGCAGCAGAACACACCGUAUUGCCUGUGUGAGCUGUGACCAUCGAGCGCGCAUGACAGCGUGCCCGGAUCUCGCCGUGUUCAUACUCCAUGUCGACCGUACA